AUGUCAGCCGAGGACUUUCAACUCUACCGCUAUGACCCCUCGGUCGGUGCAGCUGUUUUCUUUGUUAUUUUCUUCGUCCUCGCAUCCGGCCUGCAUACAUACCAGAUGAUCCCGACCAAGACCUGGUUCUUCAUCCCUUUCGUCGUCGGUGGCUACAUGGAAUGGGUUGGAUAUAUCGGACGAGCGAUGUCUGGAACCGAACAGCGUCCCCUGUUCAGUCUCGGUCCUUAUAUCCUCCAAACCCUCCUUCUCCUUAUCGCUCCGACCCUCUACGCAGCAAGCAUCUACAUGGCCCUUGGGAGAAUAGUCCUCGCCACCGACGGCGAGGCACACUGUUGGAUCCGGCGGAAGUGGUUGACCAAGACCUUCCUACUAGGUGAUAUAAUUUCAUUCAUCAUGCAAGGAGCUGGUGGCGGCAUAAUGACCUCCGGCACCCUCUCGGCCGUUACAACAGGCGAGAACAUCAUCAUCGUCGGCCUCGUCGUGCAGCUCAUCUUCUUCUCCGUCUUCAUGUACACCAGCGUACGAUUCCACCUCGCUAUGAGGAAGGAUCUCUCCCGCAAGGUUCUGCAUACUCAGCCGCCGUGGGAGAGACACAUCCAUGCGCUAUAUGCGGCCAGCCUUCUCAUCUUUGUCCGCUGCGCGUUCCGCCUGAUAGAAUAUGCGCAGGGAAAUGAUGGGUAUCUGGUGUCGCAUGAGGUUUAUCUGUAUAUCUUUGAUGCACUGCUUAUGGCGCUGACAAUGACCGUGUUUGCGUGGGUGCAUCCGAGUGAAAUCAAUGCGAUUAUUAACCCUGGGAAUAAAGUCGUUCGGGGGGUUAUACGGAUUGUUCCUGCCGCGGGGGAGAGGCUACGUUAUUGA
Aspergillus puulaauensis is the source of this 861-nucleotide messenger RNA. Its product is annotated as RTA1 domain-containing protein. The record is from RefSeq and is a predicted model, not a curated record. NCBI's taxonomy places the organism in Eukaryota, Fungi, Ascomycota, Eurotiomycetes, Eurotiales, Aspergillaceae. The transcript has 4 exons. Gene Ontology annotation, cellular component: membrane. The coding region runs from base 1 to 861 and encodes 286 amino acids.